AUGACGACGCUGCUGCCAAGGGUUUCCCCCGGUACACAACGAGGAGAGAGGAAGGGUAGCCCCGACGCCCUCCAGGAAGGUCCGGCGGCACCCUCAAGCGCCACCACGUCGGUGUCGGCCAAGCCAACAGAGAUUUCUCCCGAUCCCAGCCUCUACCUCAGGCACUCCGGAGCUCGCCACCAGACCGACCACCACCCAGCGCCAACACGGACACGAAGCUUCCCACGCUGUCUCACCACGGCACCGCGAAGAUGGUCUGCACAACGAAGAAGAGGAGCCGUGACUAGGGCAACAUCACCGUCAGCAUACGGGAGGGCCCCACCUCCACCGUCCACGACGGUAGCCGACCGGACGCCAUGGCAGGAGCCUGCCGGGCCCGUGGCCCCACAGGCCCGGCCGGGCCCUCAAAGGCCCGGACAGCUCCCGCCUCCGCGCAGCAGCUGGAACGCCGUCGGCGUCGCUGUCCCAGUCCAAGCCGCUCCCCUGCCUCCCCAUACAGAGAGCGUCGCGGUGACGCCGGAGCCGACCCGCAAGGACCCAGAAGGGACCCUACGGGCCCAGAUCUGGGCCGGGGACGCGCCCUCGGCCGGCCAGCACCACCGGACCACCCUGCCGCCAAGAGGCGGCACCACCACGGCGAGCACCGCCGGCCUCCACACUAGGACGCCGGACCGCCACCGGCCGAGGCGCACCGCCGCCGGCCAUCACCGCCCGAGCAGGGGAGGACCGCGCGCGGGGAAGGGCAAGCCCACCGCCGCCAGCAUCACGCGGCCGAGGGCCGGCGGCGCAGGCUGA
Messenger RNA from Aegilops tauschii subsp. strangulata, 795 nucleotides. NCBI's taxonomy places the organism in Eukaryota, Viridiplantae, Streptophyta, Magnoliopsida, Poales, Poaceae. The record is from RefSeq and is a predicted model, not a curated record.